Molecule: messenger RNA, 6165 nt
Organism: Bursaphelenchus xylophilus (pine wood nematode)
Lineage: Eukaryota; Metazoa; Nematoda; Chromadorea; Rhabditida; Aphelenchoididae
Source: the annotation of a GenBank genome assembly
AUGGAUGCCGACAUAAAAGCAUUCCUGCCGCUGCACAAGCAACCUUCUGAGCCUACAGUGGGAUGCUUAUCCACCAGCUUUGAUCGUAGUUCAUGCGGUACUUUCGACUCUUGCGAACCUUCUCUGGUCCCGUACUCGUAUUCUUCGUCAGAGGUGGGAGAAGAUUAUGGAAGCUUCGCUGAUAAUAUUUUGGGCACUCUGGACUCCUCCAGCCGCUUUCAGAAGGAAUCUGAGAGUCGGAUUAACUUUUCAGACGAUUUUUUUGACAACAACUUAGCUGGCUAUGAUGAACAUGAAAGUUUGGUGGAAAACGGAUCUCAAAAGCGGGGAAGAGGCCCAAGACUUGAUGGAAAAAAGACUCUGUUGUCGUUUAAGGAAUUCGACAACACUUACUUCAAAUUGGCACGUCAUUUCAGGAUCAAAACUAUAACCAUGAGUGGAGGUCGAAGCAUCCACAUGAGGUAUGUCAAUUUUGGUUGUUUUUGGUUUGGUUUUUAUGUGUGAUAGCUAGAUUAUGAUGUAACAGACGCCAUAGUAGCUGUAGAGAAUUUUCAAAGGAUGUUUCGAGUCCAAAAUUGAGGAGGCAACGUCAAAAUUCUGAUUUUUGUCAAGUGUAAUAUACUUUUUGUCAGUAAAGCCGGGUUCUGACGGAAUUUCAUGCGGAAACGCUUGCAUAAGAUCCGCUGAAGCCUAAUGAACCUUUCCUUUGCAGAUGCCGCAAUGCCGGCUGCAAGCGUCGCCUUCGCUUCUCCUAUCUCGAAAAUGGAGUGUUGAUGGAUGAAGACAUUGAAUUCCAGCACAACCAUCCUCUCAGCGAUGAGCCUGUCGAAGUUCUCUUGCCCGAAAUUCCUCUGCCAAUCCAGCGGAAGGUCAUUCUACUCCACAAAACCCAUCCGGAAUACUCGAAUCGCGAGAUUUUGAGUUGUCUGAAAGCCGACUGCCACGGACAAGGGAAGCGGUACCAGGUUCCGAAGAGCUACAAAUUCAUUGGUCACCUCAUCAACUUGGUUGAGAAGGAGGGCGAGUUUUGGCCCAAUCCGGAGACGCCGGCUAUAGAAGAGACUUUGAGCCAGCUAGUUCUUGGUUUAAAUGACCAAUCUUCAUCUUCGGAUGAAAGUGGUGAGUAGUAAAGUUGCUGUAAAAUACUUUGUUGGUAAGUUUUAAAAAAGGUAAUCGGCCAUUUUCCUGUCAACCCGUCGACUUUUCGCCUUAUAUAAUCAUUUGUGACAUUUCGUCAAAAAAAAUCAAUUUUGACAUUUCGCAAGUGGGAAAUUCUGCGAUUUUCACUUAUUUUCGCGCCAUUCAGGGAGUUUUCUCCUAUUAUUGGCUUGAAAAUUGCCUGAUCUUUGUAGGAUUCUGUGAAAAAUUGUUAGUUUGCUCUCUCAUGCAGUGUAAUAUCUUUUCCUCCGAUUUUUCGUCGAUUUUCUCCCAAAAAAUGUUUUGUUAUUGAAAAAUUUUUUUGUUAUGGUGUUGCAGAGAUGGCUUCCACCCAUGGAUCACUAAUUGACGGCUGUCAGGCUAUUGUGGAAGAGACUACGGACACAAAACUUGAUGAUGAUGCCGCUAUGUUAAUUGCUCAAUUUGCUGUAAGUCUUUGGAUUGAAUUUGUGUUUAUGUGUUUAGGAGACAGCUCUGAAAGCAAUGUUGCGAGAAUGCUGCUCAGAAGUCGCUGGUAAAGAAGAUAAAGACAUAACUUACGAUACUAUUGCUGAUGUGGUCCAAACUCGAAAAAAUUUCGAGCCAUUAGCAAUGUCCUUCCCGAAAAAAGUUUUGGUGGAGGAAGUGCAUUCCCUGAGGAAGAAGGCCAAAGAAGCAAAUUGGACCAAGGUCCCCGGAGCAAAGAGACCAACCCUAAAAAAGAAAGGGAAAGUAUCUAAAGUAAGAUUGAGUUUUUCAUUUGAUUUCUUCUGUUUUUAGGUGAUCAAGUUGAAGUCUCAAUCUACUCCAGAAGUUUCUAAACCCAAAUCCAGGAAAAGCGCCACGAAGCAAGCGGAUAAAACACCAAAUAAUAAAUCGGACAAGCCACAGAAGAGGAUCAAGAAAUUAAAGCCGAUUUCUCCCAGAAAAUCCGAACUCACUCAACAUGAUUUGUCACAUAACGACACACAGAACAUUGAGAAUGCAUCUACCGUGAAUUCACAGGAUUCGAACUUGGAUAUCACUUCUUCUAACAGCGAAAACGCGGAAGAUUCGACUCAAAAAUCGGGUCGGCGCAAAUCCCGCAUCGAUUACAAGCAAAUGGCCUCAGGCAGAGUUGAGUAAGCGACCUUUUUCUACACUAGCGAACACAUGCAACGGGUUAAUGAGUACAAAAAUGCGAAUUUCUUUCAUCUCCGAUCUAUGGGUGGAACGCUGCCGAAUAAUGUAAUUAUAGAUUUGUGUAUAUAUCCUUACAUAUCGAUCUCAUCCCUCCGAAAACCUCUCAGAUUAUCACAGUCUUAGAUUUUGAUACCAAAUACUUCCAAAUCUUCCCAUAACUUUUUCAAAAAUUUCCCGGUCUCAGAUUGAAUAUUAUUAAAAUAAAUUUGGUUGUGAAUGUGAGAAAAAUUGCCGAGCGAACCGGUUCAUUAUGCCUAGAGUAUCUUUGAAGUGUGUUCUACCCUAUUUCUAGAUGUUUCCGCCGCGGAAAGAGCAAUAAAGUGCGCCCACGGCUUGUUUACUUUGUUUUGUAAACAAGACGAGUGCCCCGAAAAGGGCGCACCAUUUCGACUACAUUUAGGGUUUAUUUUGCCCAAAUUUUAAGAGCCUUUGCUUUGCAAAGCUCUGUACUUUUAGUUUCGCAUUGAAUUUGGAUAAUUUGAAUUGAGUUUAGCGGCCAAAAAAUGUAGUUUUUGAGGCCCUAUAUGAGCAAGGAUAAUAUCGGAGAUUUUUGAAAAUUUUUUGAUGUUGUUGCCCGAUUUAAAGGCCGCACCUGGGUUUAUUAGCGGCGCAGUGAUGUUGGGCAGGCUGUAGAGCAUAGGCGCACCUCCACCUUGCUCCACCCGAAGUGCGGUUAUCCUUUUUUACAGCAGAAUUUGGCGCUGAAAGUGGGUUUGUUUGGACCCGCCGAAGGAAUUGUUUUUCUCCGGUGUUGUUGCAAAUGAAUGAACACAGUGAUUGCUGAGAGCCCCAGAGAGCCGGAGGAAAGAUUAUUUUCGCGCCUUGCCGUCUUAUUGGCUGAUUUUGGGCCCCCCUUAUAUUGUACUGGACAAGUGCCGGAACUUUCCCAGUUUUCUCAAAUUUUUUGUUGUUUAUUGUGUGCAAAAAGUGGUGUCCGUGAGUUCGAAGGCGGCAGAGAGAAGAAUUGGGUGGGUCCGGUGUUUUGUAAUAGAAAAUAGUCAGAGUUUUAGCAGUUUCUCAAGUUUUUUGCUGGAAAAUUACUGUUUUUUGAUGAGAAGUCUCAUUUUUCUCCUGUUUUUGUGCUUGACAUGGCUGUGGAAUGACGGUUGUUCAGCGAGCAGUGUUGUGAAUAUUAUUUUAUAGCGGUUGAGAACCUAUUUAAUAUAUUUUUAUGUUGUUUUAGACUAUUUUUCCCCGUUUGUUCAAAUUUUUAUUUUUAUUUCCUAAAAUAAGGUUGUCUAGUGGAAUAAUCGUUGUCUGGUGGGUCAGAAAAAUGUUGGGAAGUAGAAUUGAGCGAGUCUAAGCAGUCCGUUCGGUCUUUUAAAAAGGUUUUCAAGACUUUUUCCUCCUUGUACUUUGCAGGUCGGAAAAAGAGUAAAAGAAGAGAUAAGAAGGGCUGAUUUUAGCCCAAGAAAGAAUCAAUAAGACCUUUAAAAUUUAUUGAUGAGCUGUUAUUAGUAGUAUUGGGGGAUUCGACAAGAGUUUUGAGACAAAUUAUAUUAUCCAUGCCGGCUUGACAUGGAUAAUAUAAUUUGAAUAGGUUAAUGGAUGUUUAAAUGAAAAAUGUUUUUUGUUUAGAAGUGGAUAAAGUAGUAUCGUUGUUUUGGACCGCAUUUUUGGCGGUUUUAUUGAUAUUUGUCUUUUAUAUUAUCCAUGACAUGGAUAAUAUAAAGUAAAUAUGUUGUCGAUGUUUUUUGUUGAACUUUUGAUUGAUAAAUGACCUUUAAGGUUUAUUGAUGCUAUUGUGAUUUUUUCGCGAAUUUUCGAUGUGUUUUUGCUCGUUUUUUUACUAAAUUUUUGCCUUGUGUAAUGUAAAAAAAUUUUAGAUUUCCCCCGUUCAUCGAUAACUUUGUGAUCCUCCAAGAAACACUCGAAUCGUACUCCCGAGAACGAGUCACCGAAAUCCUUCGCGAAAUGGAGCGCGCCGACCACGACAACAACAUCUAUCUCGUGGAACGCCUGAUCAAUCGGAGAUGGCGUAACAACCGAGCCGAAUACUUUGUGAAAUGGCUGAAUUAUGGAGAAGAGGAGAACACCUGGGAGCCCAGAGCGAACAUCAAUGUGGCUCUGUGCGACCAAUAUGAUGCAGAACAUGGAGGACCUCUGCAGCCACCGGCUAAAUCUCCAAGAAAGAGAAAAUCCGACACUAGUCAGCCAAGUCCACCGAAAAAGACGGCUAGAGGAGCUCCAAAGAACAGAGAAUGUAAGUAGUUUUGUUUGACAUUUUGUGUUGACUUUUAGGAAAAAGAGAUUUGGAAGUUGAAGAAGGGCAGCUAAAAUGUGUUGUUUUUGACGAAUUUUGGUUGAAAAAACUAUUGAAGGUUGCCGAAUGUAAAACCAAUUUGCUUCGCAUGGCACGAAAGACUGUUUAAAAUCAAAUCCACCUGGCAUUUGUCAAAAACUUGCGUGGUUUCAGAUCAAAUUAUAUUGUACUAGACAGGUUUUGAGAAUAGUGCGAAAAUUCGAAAUUUUGUUGAUUUUUUGUUGCGAAUUUGAACUUUAAAGCAUCGUAAAUCUUUCAGCGAUUACUCCCUCUUCUUCCCGUCGCUCCUCCAGACGCCGGACCUUGAAUACCGACGACUCUAGCACCAGCAUUGAACCUACUCCCACUCCAGAGCCGACUGCCGAACAGAAGAAAGAGGAUGAAAAACCGGAAGAGCAACCUCUACUGGAGCCAGAACCACAAACUUCCGCCGAGAAAUCGGUGGAACCAGCGGCCGAAGAGCCCGCUGAAAGCGAGGACAGCCAACAAGGGGAAUUUGCGGAAGAACAGCCUGAACCUCUUCCGGAACAGGCCGAAGAACACUUUGAUCAGCCAACUGAGGUGGGUCAGAGUGUAUUCUAGGGAUAGAUAUUAGAGGAUUUGAUUAGAAUUGAGGUUAAAAUAUCAAAUCGACCAAAUUUUAUAUUGUUCUAUGUAUUUUUUGACAAUUUUUAAUUAUUUUUGGUUUCAGCAGCCCAUCCUUGAUCCGCCUGCUCCUCCAGCCAACGCGGAGCCCGUUGAUGACAUCCCAGAUUCUUGUAAGUGAUGUUUUCCUAAUUUUUUACUUGUGAUUUUUAGUCAUCGAACCACCGGAGGAGCCCAACCAGCCAGUUGAAGAAGCGCCUCUGCCGAAAGUGACCAGCUACUUGGUGUCCAAUGAAGCCAACCCCAAUGAUCAGCACAUUGUCCAGAUCUAUGAGAAUGCACCGCAGUCUUUGGAGGCGGCGGAUAAUGGACAAAUCGUCUCUGGGAAUGGCAAUGGGGAAGCUCAUAAACCUCAGGUAAGAUUACGGAAGUAAUGGUGAAUUUUGGGACGUAAAAGGUUUUCAAGUCAUAAAAAGGAGUAUUAGGACAAAUCGUGGAGAUAUAGUGAAGUUUUGAACUUAAAAUUGAGAUUGGUUGUCAUGGAUAAUAUAAAAAUAUUUUUUAAGGUUUAUUUUUUGGCGAGCUAUCGGUUGGAGUUGGUGAGUGGAGACUAAAAAUAGCUUAUAAAGGGCACUGGACCGAAUUUUUGGAUUUUUUUUUUCUUGUCCGAGCCGGAAAUUUUUGAGUUUUGUAAUGGAGAAUAUAAUAUCAAUGUCGUUUUUGUAGGCAGCUUAGGGAUUUUUAGGUGUCGGUGGGGAUUAGGGAAGAGUUAUCGGAUCUAACCGGAUUUGUACACGAUUUUUUUUUGCUAAAAAUUUACUGUUUUUUGUCAUGUAUAAUAUAAUGAGAUGAUUUUUUAAGAAAGAUUCGGUUGGUUUGAGGCCUGUAUUGUAAACUUGUGCUUGCAGGAGUACAACGGGAAUGGUGACGAGCUGAGGAACGCCGUGCGCACCGACGUCACCGUCAACAAUCAGACCUCCACCAUCUGGGAACUGUAG